This is a messenger RNA of Pseudo-nitzschia multistriata, 2222 nucleotides long. NCBI's taxonomy places the organism in Eukaryota, Bacillariophyta, Bacillariophyceae, Bacillariales, Bacillariaceae. The record is from the annotation of a GenBank genome assembly.
CGCAUUGAUCAUUGUUCAAUAGGGUACUACUCGUACUACUCGUAAUUGUACUCGAAGCACUGAAUUCAACACAAUUUCGUAGAUACGGCAAACUUUCUAUCAAUCGCAGUUUAACACAACCUGUCCCUUCCGUUCRAUCGAUUCCCAAGAAAAAAAGUUGCUGCCUAUCGAAGAAUUCUUUCGUAACCGAUUCUAUAWCAACGAGCUCAACGCGACAAUGGUUCCUUCCUCGGCAAUAAAACGGCUGAUGUUGAUCCUCCUUAUGGCAUSUACGGUGUGGGCGUCGCAAUCAGGACUGGGGCAAGGAGAAAUAGCUGAAACUGGUUCCGCCAAACCGUCGUUGCGUGGCGGCGAUCGUCGACGCGAACUCGAGGGCGACUCGGUGAGUGCGCUAGUGGCAUGGCUCCUCGGUCAUGAUUGCGGGUGUGCACCRUUGCGAUCYCACAAWAAAAUUCUUUGUCGUUCGAUCCGACUCACCCCUGCAUAUCGUGACGUAUUUGUCGUCGUCGUUGUUGUUGAUGAUGUUGAUGUUUGGUGGUGGUGGUGGUGGUGGUGGUGCUGCUGCUGCUGCUGCUGCUGCUGAAUGACGGAUAAUGAAUGAUGACGACUAUGACGCCAUUGUGGUACACAAUUGUAUUUUAUUCGUGUCUAUGCUGCAGUUUCCGAAGAAGAGGCCCAGAAUCAUUGGCGGCCAAGUCGCGGAUUCGGGACGCUUCCCCUAUUAUGCACUCAUGAACGGGAGCAAUCUUUGCGGGGCCGUUCUUAUCUCCCCUCGGUUUGCCUUGACGGCCGCACAUUGCCAGGAUGCCGAUCGCGACUUCGCCAUUUUUUCCCAAACYCGAAAGAUCGGGACCGAAAUCGGGGUGGUUGACCGGGCGGUUCAUCCGUUGUACGACGACUUCACGUAUUCAAACGACGUUGCCAUCUUUGAACUGUCGGAAGAUGCUACCGACGAGGACGGAACGCCGGCUCCCUUUGUUCGAUUGAGCCCGACAGARAUAGACACGGUUGGAACCGCGAUGACAGUGAUUGGCUACGGGGACGUGGACCCCGACGAAGAUGUGACUAAGUUUUCAGACAAUCUMMACCGAGUCGACGUCAGAUACAUAACUAAUCCUGAGUGCAACCGAGACCAUCGGGGUGAGAUCAGCGAGGAGAUGAUGUGCGCCGAGGACACCGGGAGGGAUGCCUGCUACGGGGAUUCCGGCGGUCCUCUCCUUCUAACGCCUGAYGAAUCGGAUUUCAACCAAGAUGUAAUGGUGGGAAUCGUCUCUUGGGGACGGGGAUGCGCAGACGCAGAGUUUCCCGGGGUCUACACAAGGAUCUCUUAUUUUUACGACUGGAUAGUCGGAACAAUGUGUGUCUUAAACGCGGAAAAGGUUCCACCAUAYGUGGAUUGCGUGGAAAUCCUCGGGAUUGACGUGACCGACCCGAAUGACAACGUUGAYAACCGUGAAGAGGAAUUGCUAGAAGAAGACGAUGAACAAGAACAGCAACCAUCUCCGCAAGAAGAAGUCGAUGACUCUCCUGAGGAGGAGGUUCCUCCUGUCACAGAGCCACCGCGGACUUCACCCCCCACACCCGCRCCAGUUCCAGUCGAGACUUCGCCCCCCACACCCGCGCCAAUAACAGUCGAGACUUCACCACCAACACCUGUGCCAGUUUCCCUUACUSCUCCYUGUGGCGGUCGGAAUGCAGACUGUACAGGAGGUGGCGAUUGCUGCAGCGGGCGMUGCAAUAUUUUCUCCAAAAAAUGUUACCCACCAUCUAAUGCAAAUCGUGACCGAAUCUCGAGCGGGAUGGGGGGCUCCGCGGGUGGUGUCACCCUCCGGCGAAUCAAAAAUGUUUACGCCGGGGCCAGUUACUUUCCGUGAAUGCGAUACUGUAGGGGAUGCACUGAAAUAUGAAUAUUGGAAUUGAAUGAAUUCAAUUCAGCCCAUCUUAUUUCACGCAACCGGAACUGACCAGCCGAAGAUCACACUGAUCGAUCAUGCGGGUCUGAACAUUUUCUUGUCGCACAUCAUAGUGUGGCAUACGGUUCAUUGUGAAAUGGAGCAAACAAAAACGAGGGCCGGAUACGAUGCGAUGCAACGAAAUUCAAUAGAAAUUCAAUAGAAAAAGAGAUUGAUACUUUCCAAAUUGUAGUAAAUAAUCAUUGUUCUGGGAAAAUAGGAUGGUGUAAAACUGAGUGAGGUCAGAAUGAAUAUAUGGAUAAUUUUCAA